AUGCUGACAGAGCGCCCGGAACAAGAGGCGGAGGCCUUUCCGGUAGCGAUACAUCUCGAGACCCCGCCACCACACACGUCGCCGUCUCACCGGCACGCAGAAAACUUCGCUCUGCGCAGUGUUCAUCUGGAUGAUGUGCCGCUCCUUGACUCGCCUGCGUGGUCCAGCGACGAUGAGCUCGACAACCCAACCUACAACAAACGGUUUCGUCACAAGAAGCACGAGGAGAUUCGGCGGCUGUUAAUACAGAAGAGGCUGGAAGAGCGCGAGUGGCAGCAACUCGCAAAGGCGCAGAGGCACACAUCGGCCCAGCAGCCGUGUACGGAGGAUGUGGCAGCUGCAGCUGCAGCGACGAAGACCGGGCCGGAUUCGAGGUGUGGACCGUCGCAGACUUCUAGUGGUGCCAGCUCCCGCACAAGCAGCUUUUCCCGCUCGUUGGAGCGCACCAAGAACGGGCGAAGCAAACGUGCAAGUCAUUCCGCCGACGGCAGCAGCGCCCGUUGCGCACGCGAUGACGCGAUAUCGAAGCUGCCAACUGCGGGCAUGGUCGGGGCCACAACAUCGAUAACGGAUGCCGCGGCUUCUCUUUCACCUACACCGAUGCCUGUGACGGGGGCGCCACCACCCUCCGAGGUGGGGCCGAACCGCUCCGCCAAAUCGCAGCCGAAAGCCGCCGCUGCCGAGCACACGAAGUCUUCCACGACGAUUCAAGAAGAGAGGGCCGCAUUGGUGCCACCAGCUCCCACGCCCGACACGCAACUCACUUCGUUAGGCAGGCAGGAGCGCACCUCAGACAACUCCCCUCACUCGGCCUCCCCGACGCAGCGCCCCGCCACCGUUUCCGCUGUCACAACACCAAGUUUUGACGGGACACCACCGCCACCGCGUCCGCCUUCCGUGCCUGCCCCCGCACCGUUGCAAAUCCCACUGGACCAGGACGCACCACGCAGCAACAGUGCCAAAGGCCAAACGAACACCACGUCCUCGCCGGCGGUGCUUUCCUCCACGGAGGUGCGGCUGCCCAAGACACGCGGGUCACACCCCCGGACCAACAGGUUUUUUGUGUCGAAGAUUGUGAAGGGCUCACCGAAGCACAGCACAACGGCCGCCGUGUCAGGCGCCGCCAGCAUCACUGCCGCUUCUGCUGUGCCAACCGCACCACUGCGAGCAGCCGCCAAAGUUGCUGCCUCGCAGUAUGCCACCACCCCUUACCCAAGCCCGCUCAACGUUGACGUUUGCGAGGUGGUGGCGCGAGCCGGUCUUGAUGCGACGUGUCCUUACGUAGGGUCGAAUCUCUCCACCGAGGGGCAGCACAGGGCUGACCCGCCGCAGCGAGGUACUGCGGCGACGGCGGAGGCGACGGAUUUCAUGCCUGUACCCCCGCCGAGUCCCCCGCCGUUUUCCACAGCGCCGCAGAAGACGCACGUACGCCGCAGCAUCACAGGCCGACACUCACCCUUCAACCCCUCCGCAUCCCCCGCAGCCGCGAAGUGCGAGCGGCUUCCAUCGGCUCGAGACAGACAGUCGCUGCAGCCAAGCAAAUACAACUUACGCGGAAUGCCGAGCUGCUUCCAGUGUGUGGAAUCGGUUCCACCUUACCCUGGCAGGCCAAUUUCCGCGGAGACGACCACCGCGCAGGGUCAUGAUGCGAUUGGCAGGCCCUCGAGGUGCACACCGAACACAAUGACGACAGCAGCGAUGUCCACCAUCACACAAUGGACGAACAGUGAGGACAGAAAUGGCUUGUUUCGCGCACGCGACAGCAACUCUUCUCACGGCGCAGCAGACGACGAGAACGACGGAGCGGCGGCGCGCGGCGGGAGCAGCGACCGGUGCUCGGAGUCGUGGCGGGACGUGCGCAGCCCCGCGAGCGCCGGGUCGGAUGUGGAUUACAUCCUGGAGUACCACUCCUCGUAUUAUGGCGAUUUGUGGAAGCUGCUGGACAGCCCGCCUUCCCGCGAGACUUUCAGUGAGGUCGGCAGCACAGAGAAUCGGCGUGUGACUGGUGUCGACUCCGCUGCUGCUGCUGUGUUAUCGAAGCCGGAGAGGGACUUGCGCCGGCGUGACGCAGCUGUCGCGCACUUCCCCGAGAUCACCCGCGUUGCCACAAAGCCAACCCCGACGGAUUCUCGGCGUUUGGUGCGGAACAGCGCGAGCAGCAUCGAUCGCGGACUCAGCUACUUCUACUCAGGGGAGAUGCACCGCGCCGCGACACCGGCGGUGUACUCCUUCUUCACCUCUCCCCCGACGAACGGCGAGGCAGAGAUGAAGCCAAUAAAGAAGGCGUCGUUGCUGCCGUCGCGUGUGAGCUUCGGAAAAGACCCGUAUGCGUUGGGCCUGGAGGACUCAAUGGCGGAGUUGCGGACCACGGAGCCGAACAAACGAGCAGCAGCGGAGACGUCAAGGGCGGCGGCAAAGCUUCCGCACAUCCAGAACGGCGGCACGCGACGAGCCGCCGGCUUCACCACCGCUGACGAUGACUGGUGGGAGUACCCCGGCGCAAAAGGGGAGUCGUGUUGGUCAGUGCAUCCGCCUCUGCCAACGGUCCCAUCUGACGGCCAAAAGAAGUCGUCCAUGACGUCUGCCAAGUACUCUCUCCUCUCCUCGAAGAAAAGUUUCUUUGCGCUGCGGGAGGCGAAAGAGACGAAGGCAGCCGCGAUACGGCCGAUAAAACCGCCGGCGCGGGGCUCCGCCUCGGUGCGCGUUCUCUCGCUGCAAGGACCGCUUCAGUCGUCUCUUCCGUACGUUGGCCUCUGUGUCCCACCCCUUCCGCUGAACCGCUCUGCGUCUCAGACGGACACCGCCCACAAGUCCCUCGAUCUGCUUUCCCUGUUGGAGCGCAAGACCACCGCGACGCCGGAGGGGUUCUUGCCGAUGCCGGAGGACGAAGAAAAGGCCGCAACCCCGCCGACGCACUUCAUUGCGCAGCAGCAACAGUGGGCACCAACACCAGAAAUUCAGCAAGGGCAGUCGCCGAAGCAAAAGGUGCUUUCUUUCGCUGGUCUUCCCCUUCACUCACCUGCUGCUUUUCAACCAAAGCAAAAGGCACCACCCGCGGCAAAGGCGGUCCCCACGUUCACGUCUAGCAACCGCCACAUUGAGCAAACCGAGGCGGAAGGGUCUGCACAGCCAAUCUCCCCGUCGUCGUGCAACCACCUGCUACUGACCAAAACCCUUCCUCCCUUUUCCCCACGCUCUACGUCGAAGCCAACGGCGCGGCCUGUGUCGGAAAACGCGACCGCCGCGGAGAGAAAGGCCCCGCCGGUGCUGGAAGACGCACACAGGCAGUCGCCGUAUGACGUGUAUCUCCCUGUCCCCUGCGGGGAGGUUGGCCGUUUCCGUAGCUUGAUUGGCAGUACGUAUCUGUCCGACGUGUACACGAGCAGUCUGCGGCAGCUGACGGGUGGAUACCGCACGAGCGCUAAAAGUGUAACGGAUACCACAGCGAUGGAAGGACAGACGACUCCGAUGGCCUCCCACGACGGUGUUGGAGAAACACCCGGGGUCUUGGCAAAGGCGACGUCGACCGCACACCCGGCGGACGACUAUUAUCAGCCUCCACCACCACUGCGCAUGCGACUCCCCGCGCCGCCGGCUGCGCAGCCCAACGCCGUCCCUUCAGUGCCGUCCACCGCUGAUGCGAACUGUGCAGCGCCUCCUCUGCCCUCCGCCAGUGCAGCUCGCGCUCUCGUUCCCGUGGAAUGGAGCGUGGGGUCGUCCCGGAGCAGCAGUCGGUCCGUACAGCACCGCAACCGCCAACGGCACCUCGCGACCCGCAUUGGGCACCUCGUCGAGGCGGCGCUGUGUGGCAGCUCUAACAGCAGCGCGGCAGACGGCGCAGUCGCAUCGCCGGUGCACAUUGCCGCGCAGGGCAGCGAGGGCGACUCCAGUUCGCACAGCCGCGUCCCUUACUCCACCGCCCCGCCGUACGACGGAGAGUCGGCAGGCGGACCCACAGAAGUUGUAAGGAAGAGCACAAUGGUGGACGGUAGCAACGCCGGCACUGGGACGACGACGGCGAUCAACACCGCGAAGUGUCCGACCGAGGCGGCGAUGGAGGUGGCGCCGCUGUCGGUGAGUGCGCUCGUGCAGCGACUGGAGGCGAGGAUGAGCGCCAAUGCAUCGCCUGUGGCGGCGCUCAACACUACGCGAUCACCGAAGUCACCGCAGGCGGGGCAUCCUUCAUCUAACAGCAAAACCUCACCUGUGAUGCGGGUCGGUGCUGCCACGUCGAAUAACGUAGCCGACGUGACGGAGGAGAACGGCAGCACCACCCCGCGGCCAAACGCUCCGACAGAUGCGUUGCCGCCGUCGGUGCUGCGCAAAUCGAACAACAAAAACACAAGCAGCAGCAGCAACAAUAACGACCUGAGCAGCAGCAGCAAGACGAACCCGAUACCCGACGUUCUGGCACCCAUGCGCCUCGCAAAGAUCCUGAAGCAGUCAACGCUGCCUCCCCCGCGGGCCAUCACCCGCCGUGUCGCCGAUCCCCGUCACAACGACCGCGCAGAUCGCCAGUCCAACAGCGUCCACACACAUACGGAUGAACCUAAAAGCGAGCACGGUGUGCCACAGAGGAGUGCGGCGCCGUCCUCGCCGAUGCUACCACCGGUGCCGCCGCUAGCAGAGGACAUGCUGAUGCACCAGCGGUCGCCGCAACAUGGAGCGAUCCUGUACAGUCCGACACUGCCGCCGAUCGCACCUCGGCCCACCGCCCAAGUCCCGUUAGCGAAGCCGCAAAAGCAGCCAAAGAGACUAGGCAGGGAUAGUGGAGCAGAUGGACCAACGGGUGGCCUCCACACCACCGCAGACCUCCUGACUCGAAUUACGGUCAAGGGAGGUACUCGAGGGUGGCGAGGCGGACGUGAGUCUUCCAUUGUGGCGACGCUUGACUCCAGUUCCACGGCCAGACGCCCGAUCCGCAUUGCCGACCACAUGGGGCUCUGCGAAGAAAAGAGGAAAGGCUUCAACGGCAACUGUUACAGCCGUGAAGACCUGUUACACGGUGAGUGA
Leptomonas pyrrhocoris is the source of this 5013-nucleotide messenger RNA. RefSeq lists its product as hypothetical. NCBI's taxonomy places the organism in Eukaryota, Euglenozoa, Kinetoplastea, Trypanosomatida, Trypanosomatidae. The record is from RefSeq and is a predicted model, not a curated record. The transcript has a single exon. Bases 1 to 5013 code for a protein of 1670 amino acids.